Molecule: messenger RNA, 1021 nt
Organism: Vombatus ursinus (common wombat)
Lineage: Eukaryota; Metazoa; Chordata; Mammalia; Diprotodontia; Vombatidae
Gene: PRKRIP1
Product: PRKR interacting protein 1
Exons: 6
Coding region: 22-558 (178 amino acids)
Biological process (GO): negative regulation of protein kinase activity
Cellular component (GO): nucleolus
Molecular function (GO): double-stranded RNA binding; protein kinase inhibitor activity; protein kinase binding
Source: RefSeq, a predicted model, not a curated record
CGGAAGUGGACAGGGCCAGCCAUGGCGAGCUCGGCUUCGUCGUCGGUGAGGGCACCGCGGCCCAAAAAGGAGCCGCAGCCGCUCGUCAUCCCCAAGAACGCAGCCGAGGAGCAGCGGCUCAAGCUGGAGCGGCUCAUGAAGAACCCGGACAAAACUGUUCCUAUUCCAGAGAAGAUAAACGAAUGGGCUCCAAGACCCCCUCCUGAAUUUGUCAGAGAUGUAAUGGGUUCGAGCGCUGGUGCCGGCAGUGGGGAAUUUCAUGUCUACAGGCAUCUUCGGCGCAGAGAGUAUCAGAGACAAGACUUCAUGGACGCCAUGGCUGAGAAGCAAAAAAUGGAUGCCGAGUUCCAGGAGAGACUGCAGAGGAAUAAAAUGGCGGCAGAGGAGCAGACCGCGAAACGUCGGAAGAAGCGUCAGAAGUUUAAAGAGAAGAAGUUGCUGGCUAAGAAAGCAAAGCAGGAGCCGCAGGAGCCGCAAGAAGGCUCUGACUGUUCUCAAGAGCCUGCGUCCAGUGACAGUCAAGAAGAGGAACAGCCCAGCUUUGUGGUGGGGCGAUAAUGGAGGUGGCUGGCGUAGCGGUGGGCAGAUGUGCGUGCCACUAGCUUUAUGAUCCAGAGCCCAGGACAUCUGAAACAGCCCUGGCUAUGUACGAAGGGCUGAGCAUCACGUCCUCCUCAGGCCAAGAAGCUUGGUAGAGACACAGCUAACGGGAUCCCAUUCUGAACUGGUCAUGGCCUGGCCAUGCAGUCUGGCCAAGCACGUACUGGACCAGCGUUCAUACUAAACCAAGAGUUGCUUUCAAACGUGGGGCACCCCUGGAAUCUCAAGCACGGUACCCCCUAACACCAAGGUAGCGAUAUGGAAUGGUGUUCAAUGACUUCUAGCUAUGGAGGAACGUUUUCAGGCAUCUUAACAAUGAUGGGGCUUGGAGGUCAGUUUCUCUUGUAGAAGUUUUCAUUUGGUAAAGGGCAAAAAGUCUGUGGGCUUUUGUUUGGACAUAAUAAAACAGAUGAAGACAAAA